AUGUCCAGCAGAAAAAAGACGUUGUUGAAGGUGAUCAUCCUCGGCGACUCGGGCGUCGGCAAAACGUCGCUCAUGCAGCAGUUCGUCAACAACAAGUUCUCGCACCAGUACAAGGCCACCAUCGGCGCGGACUUCCUCACCAAGGACUUGGUGAUCGACAACAAAACCGUGUCCUUGCAGAUCUGGGACACGGCCGGGCAGGAGCGGUUCCAGAGCCUCGGCGUGGCGUUCUACCGCGGCGCCGACUGCUGUGUGUUGUGCUACGAUGUGACCAACGAGAAGUCGCUCAACAACUUGCCGUCGUGGAAAGACGAGUUCUUGAUCCAGCUGAACGUGCAGAACCCGCAGGACUUCCCCUUCAUUGUGAUUGGCAACAAGAUCGACGUUGACGAGAGCAAGAAGAUCGCGUCGUUGCAAAAGAAGUUGAUGCACGUGACCAAGAACCAGUUGGGCGGCCUGAACUACCCGGUGUUCGAGACCAGCGCCAAGGACUCGGUCAACGUGGAGUCUGCGUUCGAGGUCAUUGCCAAGAUGGCCUUGCAGCAGGAGGAGUUGACCGAGAGCUCGCGCAACGACGCGGGCGAUGACUACAACGACGCCAUCAACAUCCACUUGGAGAACCCCGCUGGGGGGUGUGCGUGCUAG
Messenger RNA from Metschnikowia bicuspidata var. bicuspidata NRRL YB-4993, 645 nucleotides. It is a transcript of the gene YPT72, whose product is annotated as Rab family GTPase. NCBI's taxonomy places the organism in Eukaryota, Fungi, Ascomycota, Pichiomycetes, Serinales, Metschnikowiaceae. Gene Ontology annotation, molecular function: GTP binding; GTPase activity. The transcript has a single exon. Bases 1 to 645 code for a protein of 214 amino acids. Gene Ontology annotation, cellular component: vacuole; phagocytic vesicle; late endosome. Gene Ontology annotation, biological process: regulation of vacuole fusion, non-autophagic. The record is from RefSeq and is a predicted model, not a curated record.